Marchantia polymorpha subsp. ruderalis is the source of this 6764-nucleotide messenger RNA. The record is from the annotation of a GenBank genome assembly. NCBI's taxonomy places the organism in Eukaryota, Viridiplantae, Streptophyta, Marchantiopsida, Marchantiales, Marchantiaceae.
CAAGAAGUGGGCAUUCAUUCUCUCGCCGCACGUCACUUCUGCCUCUCCCUCUCAGCAGACGACGAGCAAAUUUGCGUGUAAUCCGAUCGAAGUUCCAACGAAGCUCGGAUGGUCCAACGUCGGGAGCUCAGAUGAGUUCCAAAGUGUUGCGUUAUGGCAGGCAGGCAAAUUCUGAAUGUUGGGAGAUUGAGCGGCGAUGGGGACCUGGAAAUGUCUGCUGAACUCGAGGGUGACAGAGUUUGUCUGUAGACUGUGUGUAUCUACGGCUAUUGCUCAGAGCGGGCGGGAUUUGAGAUCGAUGCUUUUACGAGACUCGCGUACUGUCACAAUGCAGUCUUAGCUGUUCGAUGAUGGUAACUUAAAGUCAGUAGGACUUCCAAUAUGCUGAAAUGGUGACACACUGGUUUGUCUGCGGCCGAUCCAAAACUGAAACUGUCGAGAGUUGAGCCACAAGGGGCGGCGUAUGAGGGUGCAGGAAUCGAAGCGAUUACGGAUGCCUUGACAUCGUCUCAGAAUUUCCGAUAAAAGGGGAAUGAGUUGAGCGCUUUGCACACAAAAGGCUCGGCGAUGUCGAUUUCGGUGCAUGGCAAUGCCAAACUCAUCUAUGAGUUUGGGUUUGGGUAUCCGGGAACGCCUCUGCACUACGUGUCUCAUCACUCAGCGCUGGGUAUUUGUGGCAACGCCCUCAUGUUCUACUCGCUGUCAGGCGGGCAGAACAGACAUCUCAUGUGGGGCCCAGGAUAUGGAAUUUCUGUUACUGCCUACAGCCCUUGCUUGGAUUUCAUUGCAUAUGCAUUAAAGGAUUUGAAGCCUGUCGUGCACAUAUAUGAUUGCAGUUCCAACUCUGAAGUGGCCCAGCUCUCAGACCUCGCUGAAGUGGAGGUCACAUGCUUGGCGUUCUCGGUUGAUGGCUCUCGUCUGGUCACGGCCUCCAGUGAACCUGACUUCAAGCUGAUAUUGUGGGAUAUAGACAAGGAGAAAAGGACAGUAACGAAGCUUAUAGGAGAUCAGACCCAGUGGUGUCCUCGAAAUGUAAGCUUCAGCCCAGUCUCGGCUGAUCGUGUCUGCAUCAGCGGAAACGGCAACCUAGCCUUGUGGACAUAUCACAGAAGUUUCCAUAGAGUCUUCUUUACUGGAAAACAGCUCCUUGCUGGCUCCUGUGUGCCCGAGAGUCAUACCUGGGCAACUCACAGUGACAUCAUUUACGUGGGGUGUCAAGAAGGGGAGCUGCUAUCUUUCAACGUGAAGCCUCCUGAGCCACCAAAGCUUGUGGUCUCUGCUUCUAAAGAAAAGGAGACAAAGGGGCGCCGGGCAGCUGAGAAGGAUACUAAAGACAAAGAAGAAAUUGUUGAGGUGAAGGUGAAAGAUCUUGAGCCCAAGUGGCAACAUUUAAUCACCCUUGACGAUCCGGGAGGACCGGUUACCCAUGUUUGCGCUCGAGAUGGACACCUUGUCGUUGUUGGAGAUGGUGGCCUUAUGCGAUGGGUUACAGUGCCCAGGGAGCCUGUUGAGAAGAAAAAGAAAGAGGGAGGAAAGAAGGCCAAGAAGAAGAGGAAAAGGAUGAAGAGAGAUGGAAAAGAAGACAAAUCCAAAGGAGAUGAGAGUGAAGAUCUCAAAAGCGAUGACAGUGCAGUUGACAAAGAAGCUCGUGUGGUUUGUGAACUGGCCUUGAACGUGCCCGAGGUCAAAAGCAUGGAGUACAGAGAAGAUGGUCUUCAGCUACUGAUUGGAGCUUCAAAUGGACUGAUAGCAACUGUGCGAGUAAAUCAACAGAUUCUGGAACCACAGCUGAGUGCAACAUCUCCGGAUCUCCUGCCGACUCUAACAAGCAUGGAGAGAGGGGCAGAGAUUGAUUGGGAGAGUGAGCAUCAUGAGGGAGCUGUCAUGGCACUUGGAUUUAUCAGAGGAGCAAAGUUCAUGGUGACUGCUGGCAAGGAUAGUACUGUGAGGGUGUGGACUUCAGAUCGGGGGAAGGAACUUUCACGUGCGUGUCUAAAAGCGGCUCAGACAUGCAUGGCCACCAGUGAAAAACAUAACAUUGUCGCAACGGGAGCAGCAAAUGGCUUCAUCAAUGUGCUGAAAGUGGACCAGAUUGGCCGUAAUAAUGUUUUCUUCAAUCUGAAACUACACACCGGCUCAUUGGAUCAGAUAUCUUUCAGUCAUACUGAGCACUUCGUGGUGACUGCAUCUAAGGCCGAUGGUCGAUUCUUCUUCUGUUCAAACAAAUCCGGGGAUUUUGAAAAUCUGGAGUUACUGGGUUAUAUUGUAUUGCCCAAUCCAAUCUUAGCACAUACUUGGGAUAUACCUGCUCAAGAUUCGUCGGACCUAUUUGUAUUGCUCUCCCUGGCCCGUGGAGAGUUAGUGAAGCUAAAACUACCUGUUGACAAAGCUCCAAACGGUGGUCUUGUCUUUGAUGGUCCUGCACUCAGACAAAUCAGCUUUCGAAUUCCUAUCCCUCUGAAUGCUAUCGCUUCGGGCAAGUAUUAUUUGGAAAAAGAAGAAGUCGAGAGACGAGUUGUUUGGGGAUUCGGGAUUGACAAGAAGCUGCAACAGUACAGACUCCCUGACAACUUUAGCGCUUGGACUGGAAGUGAUGCCAUGCCACAUGCUGCACAUUUCAAUAUACCGGGACAUCUGAAGCCUGGCCAUGCUCUGGUCCUAGGAACUUUCGAGGGAGUGCUGGUUACUGGAGGAGAGGAUGGCGCAAUUCAGAUUCGUAGCCAGGUUUUUGAUCCUUUGCAAGCACCUCAAAAGGUGCUGGAUGUUAGAUUAUACGACGGAUUCACCGGAGGGAUAACAUCCAUCGCCGUAGUAAAUGGUAGGAUCUAUACGGGUGGAGCCAAUGGAGUUAUCUUCUGUUGUGACACCAGCCAAUGCGGGCUGCGGAGGGGAAAGCAAGUUUCUGCAGGUGACCUUCCACCGCGAACCAAAGCUGUGAGGGUCAAUCACCAACCUGAGGAUGAACAAUCGGCAGAAUUAUCUGUAGUGCAAAUACAUGACCAAAAUGUGGAAACAAGAUAUAUGCAAGCUGGACAAGCUUACCGGGCAUCUCUUACAGGGAAGAUACAACAAAUUAAACAAGCCUUUAAUCUUAUUUACGAAGAAAAUGAAAGGGCACCAGAGCUGGAAAAACUUACACCCAAGGAGCUUCUGGUUGACACCGAAUUAGAAGCUCAACUACGUGAUAAACUGCAAAAGGCAGUCACUGAGGUUGUAGAGAAGGUAAAAAUUAGUGAUGCCAAGAAAGAUAUUCUUGCCGCGCGGAUCAAGCAGGAGUGUUACGAGUCGAUGGCAGAUCCUGAGGUGACUCUUCAGCCGUUUUGCACUGGCUACCCCGUUCAAAGCUUUCCCAUUCGGAAAGAAGCUGGGUUUAGUCCUAGGUUAGCCUACCUUGCGAAGCAGCUCCGCAUAAUUGAACUGAGAGAAAUGCACUACACAAAACAACUGAACAAGAAGCUGGCUAAGGAGGCUGCCAUACUAGCUGCAAAAGAAGCAGAAGAACUUGCUGCACAAGAAGCUGCUAAGAAUGCUGCCUUUUCAUCUGCCAUGCUUGAUGAGGGCAGUGCAUCAGAUGCAGUAGGCGAAGGAGAGUUUACCAAUCGAAGUAGAGAUAGCAUAUAUGAAGAUGGUGAGUCUGUUGUGGAGGAGACCAAACUUCCUGAGCAGAGUCUUAGUGGAGGGGAGGCUGCUGGAGGAGCUCCUGUAAGUCGAAGGGAGAGUGUUUCCGAAGGGGCUGGUAAUGCUGCAAGACGUCCUGAUGGUGAAGAAGGGGGUGCAGUUGUAGUAAAUGCAGAUGAUUCUACUGUAACAGCACCUCCAACGACGACUGGGGCACCUGUUGAUGAUGACGAUGAUGACAUGGAACUUUCGAUUUCUGAAAAUUCUCCUGCUGAUAGCUUUUUAUACGGCACUUUUGAACUUACAACGUCCAAGCGCAAACGACUGCAGCGCUUUUUUCUCUUUAUGCAACUACAAGAAAUCCGAUCAGCAUUCAAUGCCAAAAUGGUGGCAUCCAAAACAAACAAAAUUCAGCUUAUACAAAAGAUUCAUGAAUUGCAAGUCAGAAUCAAAGAUUUGUAUAGAAUGCUUGGAGGGCAAGGCGAAUGUCCGCUCUUACAAAUCAAUGAAUCAGUUGAGGGAAUGCCUGAUAUAUUCGAAAUAAAAGACGAAGAGGUCAAGGUCAAAAAGUAUUUGAAUAAGGCUGAGCGUGCAAAGGCAGAAGAGAUGCGACUCGUGGAAGAAGAGCAAGCGAAGUUGCGGGCAGGGAGCGAUGCUGCAGAAAGGGCGCUGCACGAUAUGAUGGGUGGAAAACUGGAGAAAAAAGUUGAAAUCAUAUCUGUGGAAGCGGAAGUUCAGAGGCCGGCUUGGAUGAGCGGCAAUCCUAAGGGAUUCACCAAGGAACAGCACAAAGAAGUUAAAGACUUUGAUCAGUUUCUCAAGCAACUGAAAGAGGAAAAGGAGAAGAAAAUACGAGGACAAGAGUCAGAGCAGCGAAAGUUAAUGAAUGAUAUUCAGGAGAUGACUUCUGCUUUCGAUAAAGAGAUUCUGGACUUGUUCAACCAGCGAUGCCAGGAUGAGGUGAGAUGUACUGCGAUUGAGGAGAGCAUUGCACGUUUUAGUGGCCAAGUGGAGAUAGAGGAGUUCUCAGACGAGAAACGAGAAUAUGAUCUCUCUAAAACCAUGGAGAAACUGAAAUCAGCGAAGGCCCAGUCAGUUAGUGCCCUCACGGAGUUCAGGCGCGAGGUUGAUGCUUUCAGAAAUGAGUACGAAGCAGCUGUGGCCGAAGACAGGCUUCAGGAUAAAAGCUUCAGGAAGCUUUUCUCAGAUUGUGGGGAUCAAAUUAACGAACUCUAUAAAGCUUUUCAAAGGCGUCCUAUGAAACCCUCAGAAUUACAACCAAAGGAGAAAAAACAGUCAAUAAAUUCUCUUUCGCCAGAGAGGAGACCAUCUCUGAAAGCUAUCCAAGCUCAAGCUUCUCGAAGGGGGUCCCUUAUGGGACCUCCAAGAAAAGCUGCGCCCCAAGUUAUUAUAGACCCCUUCUAUGAAAAACCACCAGAGGUAACGGCAGCCCAGUGGGAGAGGUUAGUGGAGGUUCGCGGCAAGAAAAUCAUACAAGAAGAGGAAGUCAAGAAGCUGACAGUGGUGAUGAAUGAAAUGCAAGGAUGCCUGAAUGAGCUGACUUCCGCCGAUGAUACUAACCGCAGAAAGAUUGAGAGCGCUUUGAGAGAACUGGCUGAAUUUCGUGAAGGGAGAGAAAAGAAGAGAAGGAAUCUGAUCGUUCCUCUCCACAUAAAACAAGGGUUAGUUGAAGCUGAGCUGAAGCCCCUGGAAGGAGAAUACAGCAAUGUCAGCUUGAUGCCCCGAUCUGUGAUCGUGGAAUGUAAUGAAAUUGUGAUGACGGAGGCCAACUCAAAGAUCGAUAUGAUGAAAAGAAUGAAGGCUUGGAAGGCCGAGAACAACUUGAUCAGGUGGGAGAUAGCUCGGUUGCGACUACAGCAGCGACUUGUAGCCGAGAAAAUCAGACACCUGCAGCUUCUGCGUGUUACUAAAGCGAGUCAGAUGGUGAUCAAAACUGGAGAAGACCCCACAUCCGCAUCCGAAGCUCUCGCGCUUGCGAACAGGCUGGAGCAUAACACGAAGAUGCAGGAGAAGCGAAAAGCUGACAAGGAGUUCGUACUGAAGCAGCUGGAACACAAAAGUCAGUUGCUUCGAAAACAACGAGAGGAACUUGUAGUAACGGAAGCGGAAGUCCGUAAAGUGUUCGAGUUCCAGAACCGAGUGUGCAGUAAUUCAUUGGCUCAAGUCAGCAAAGAGGCAACGAACAACCAGCGAUUCCAGAUCCUCUCGACCGAGCGAAAGCUGAAGGAGCUAGUCAAGGAGCAGGCUUACCAGAUGCAGGAACUCGAGAGAGAGCUUGACGAGACAAGGUCUCGCAUAGUUCCUCUUCUUCCCGGCACGCAACUGACUACGUACGACUUCCCCAUCAGGGCCAAGCAUUCUGACUUGGGACGCGAAUACUUCUUGGCUAAAGCGGCCAAAGAGCACGAGGUUGAGUGAUAUCAAAGAGACAUCGAUGAUAAGUCUCGGAGCAAUGCCUUCAGAUUUUGAGGAAGGUAGAAGCUGGAACGAUCAUUGUAUCUUUCGGGGCCAGUUCUUACAGUUUUGUAGAGGAUUGAGGAGGCUUUGUAAGAUAGUUGUGAUUCUGUGAACGAUCAUCAUCUGAGUAUGUAGGACAACUUUGUAUGCCGACUGCUGCUGCUGCUGCUGCAGUCAUUAUUGUUAAAGACACAUGGCACGCACACGAUACGUCAACAUCUACGAGGUAUCAGAGCCCGUGAGUAAAGCGGACGAUCAUGGCUUCAUAAACGGAGCCGGACGAAGAGUAUCUUUUCCUAAGUUCCUUGUCUCGAGGAAAAGAAUGCCUAGUCGCCCUUCAAAUUUACAUGAGCUUUGCAGGAGGUGUUGCCGUGAAAGGUUGGAUUUGUGAGAUGAUUUACCAAUGAGACUCCGAAUGAUACUUGUUCAAAUGAGGGUCAAAGUAAAGAUAGUAUAUGGUACAUGGGAAAGGAGCACAAAGUGAUCAAAGCUGGUCUUCGGACCUUGUUCAGACUGGUCGCUUUCGAUUUCAUGUAGCCGUAGUUCAUGCUCAAAAGACAUAAUGCUGUAAGCCACAAACAAGUACUUGCAACCCUAGUUCAAGGCCUUGGAUACUGGCAUCUCCUAUCCACUCCGCAUGUCAAGAAAAAGUCCAGUCAAUCUGCUGG